AAUACUUUCACAAACGCCCAGGAUUUACAGAAGACUUUUCUGCCGACCAGUUUGCAACACAAUUCUCCUCAACGCUGUAGAGGCCCACGCAAGAUGACUUCCAUGGACGAGAAGAAAGUACUGCCAUCCUUCGAAAUGGGCGGAGUCUCCCAGGAUGAGAUUGCAAUGAUCAAGAGAGAGGCGCAGGCGAGUAGGCUGCAUCGCCUGAAAGUUCCGCUUGCAGUCGCCGGCGUGAUUGUGAUUCUACUGGCGGUGGGCGGCACCCUUCUGGGCCUGUACCUCACCCGCCCGGACUCGGUUGUCAGGCGCUCCUUGGACUUCCGUGUGGACGGCCGGGAGUUGCGCGAGACUGUGGAGACUGACAAGGAGGCCAAAACCGACUCCUUCUGCACCGAGAGUGCCAAAGCGGCGGGCUGUGUCAUGUAUGACCACCAAGCGGGCUUGAAGGCGUUCAAGUUCACCGGCCGAGAAAUCUGCUACAUCAUGGAGGAGGCAGAGAGGGAAGCCAGACAGGCGACAAAAAUGGCAAAGCAACUAGAGGAAGAAGAGGAGGGAUCGCUGCAGCAUGCCAACAGUGGCGGAAAAAGGAUGAUGUCACUGGAUACGGAGCGAACUGGCCUGCCUGUGCUGAGUGAGAAGCUGGAUGAUUUCUGUGGAGACCUGGAGCCGCGCUGGGCCAAGCUCACCCAGGCCACGCCGGACAAACAAGAUGAGACUACUGGCGUGGAGAUGAUUGUCCCAGCCGUUGGUGACCGCGUCAAGCGUGGUUGGUUCAUCCGCAUCCGCAUCAGAAUCACCAUUACAAUUUGCUUUUAGUAAAGUGAAGUCAGCGAGACUGUAGAGCUGUAAUAGUACGUUUUGGUACGCCAAUAUAAUAUUGAGGUAUAUCAUGCCCUAGCCUGUUUGCCUUUUGUUAAUGCUAUCCAUAGAUGCAAGAAAGACUCUUCAGCUAAAUACACGGCAAUAUAGUAUAAUAGUCAGAAUAUCUAGUGUGUACUGAAGUAAUGGGUACUGAAUUUUACUAGAAAAAUGAACUUGUUUCUCUAUAUCAAGAAUUAGAAUUUUGACAAUUUUGCCAUUAAGCUAACCAUUCCAUAUACAAAGUAGAAAGCUUAGCGUCAAUUUGAAGACGUAUACGUAAUUUCAGUUCUAUACCAUCAACCGGAUCAGCUUUGUAUAGCAUCUACAAAGGAAUAUUUAACGUUAUCUGUCGUUGUGCGCUUGCUACAGUAAUUGAAGCCGUUGUGUGCGAUAUUUCUAACGGUAGAUCCUUGGGAUUUAUGUGAAGUGUCCGUCGCUAAUAACCACUUCUUUAAAAUACUUUUUGUGAGAAGAUUUUAGCUAUCAAUGCCAAGUGACUGUGGUUUAUAAGCAGGUCUGGUGUGAAUAAACUGGGACAUGGAAAAGUUCAUAAAAA
Branchiostoma belcheri (Belcher's lancelet) is the source of this 1417-nucleotide messenger RNA. Its product is annotated as pulmonary surfactant-associated protein C-like. The record is from RefSeq and is a predicted model, not a curated record. Lineage: Eukaryota; Metazoa; Chordata; Leptocardii; Amphioxiformes; Branchiostomatidae. Gene Ontology annotation, cellular component: extracellular region. Gene Ontology annotation, biological process: respiratory gaseous exchange by respiratory system. The coding region runs from base 94 to 816 and encodes 240 amino acids. The transcript is spliced from 6 exons.